AUGAAGGGGGGAGACAAUACGUUUUUUUCAGGCGUUGUGCCGGAGAUGUCCAUCUCAGGCGGCAAUCUGCAUGCUGGGGAUGACGUCAUGAACGACGUGGUUGACCUCACAAUGAUCGGUCACGACAGGCGGUACGCUGCAUUUUCCCCAUAUGUACGUUCAUGGCGUUACCGUAAUCGUACUCAAUAUCGUCCUACGCGGCGUGCGUUCCUGUUGCAAAUACAAGACCAUGAAAGAGAAAAAAAUACACGUUCAGAUUGUAAGAGCUCUUUUUUGGCUUCGUACUUUUCUUACUUUUGUGGGCCCCGUUGGCGAGGGCAGCCCCCAUUUGGUUUUCCCAUGAUGACAGGACCUAAACUUUUCUUUCAAGCUUUUGUGCGGAAACACCCCGUUUUGGCGAUAUGUGUAUGGUUGUUUCUUUUUGUGUGUGAAACGGCCAUUGUUACGCUUUAUAUUGUACAGACAACACGCCCUGGCAAGGUGACAUGGGUUGAAUACGGCAUGCAUGAUUUUGACUGGUACGCCACUACUCAGACCAUUCUUUCUAUUGUUCUUCUUUCCCAACUUCUUGUUGCGUACAACGUUGGUCCCGUAACUAUCACUAUCGUGCUGGUGACAUCAGGCUAUCGAAUAAUUACAUAUUUUGUGGCACUUGUGAGUGGCAUGGGGUGGGUUAGUCGUCUUUACGUGCCUCUUUUUUUACGCUGCUGGCCGAUGCGACAGUAUUUUCUCUUUGUGCUAGAUUCCUUGGCUACAUUCACUCCACGUAAUCAUCGACUGGAUGUCAUUCGUUUUGCUGCUGGUCCAUUAAGUUUUUUUGUCGCCUUGUUGUUUACGUUUGGGUGCAUUUUCCACAUGCAUCAGGUGUUUCGUGGCUAUAAUUUAGAAAUUGACCUUGCUAUCUACUGGAUGGUGGUGACGAUUUCAACGGUUGGGUAUGGGGAUAUUAUUCCACAUGGGCUGGAUGGUCAUUUUUUAGCCAUUGUUAUUAUAUGUGUUUUUCUCGCUAUGAUGUCUUCUUUGAUUAUGCUGGUGAUAUCAACCACACAGAUUCUACGGGAAUUUCCACGUUACACAGGAAGGCGAAAUCAUUUCUUUGUAUACGGUCACGUCAGUCGAGAAGAUGCCGUGUCGAUUCUUGAGGAGGUUUUGACUCUUUACCCCAUGAAAACGGUUUGUUUUUGCUACACCGCCUUCUCACCGGAUGUUUUGGCGAUUGGUCGUCACCCACGCUACAGAUUGCGUAGUAAAUUUCUUCAGGUGAAGUUUCUUGAUAGAGUAAUGCUGGAACGUCUGCGGAUAUCAGAGUCGUCCGCGAUCAUUAUUCUUCCCGGGAAAGAUGCAGUCUCUAAAACUGUGGAUGCGGAUAGCAUGCUAUGGUCCACCGUAUUUCAACGCCGUGCCCCACACGUUCCGCAGUAUUUGCGGCUCCGUUUUGCCUUUCAUGCGAGGCUUUUACGGGGACGAGGGAUGUUUAUGAUUGACCAGAACAAUAAAUUUAUUAUGUCAGCUGCUUUGUUGCUACCUGGGGUGUUGCCGUUUCUUGUCAAUCUUGUGCGCAUCUCCUCCGCCUCAGGCAUCUCCCCACCAAACCUGUGGGAUGAGAGUGAGAAGGACAACUGGAAGAACUUGUAUGAGUACAGUCGACGCAAUAUAUUUGCCACAUGUCCAGUGCCAUGGUUUUUUGUGCAUCUCACAAUCUCCCGCGCCGUGCGGCUUAUGAAGUUGCAUGACGUCCUCGUUGUGGGCGUGGAGGAGGGGUCCCGUAAAGUCAUGCGACUGGAUUUGGAAUAUGCCCUUGAGCAGGGCGAUACACUGCUUGUUAUACACGAACGUGGUCGGGUCAGUUUAUUGGAGGUGUUGAAACGACUUGAACCAGGGGGGAGCGGUGCUGUCACUUCAUUGGGUGGUAGCACGGUCAAUAACGACGCUUUUGUUGAUUCUCAACCAAACUGGGGCUCUUUUACCAUGUCCGGGCAGGAUCUCUUUGGGCUCGAGACGGAUGAGAAGAGCGCGGGCAUGAAUGACAACAAGCUCUAUUACCCCUUUAACAGGAGCUUUGACCUGAUGGAUGAAGAGGCAGCGAAGGCGCCUCCAGGGAAGGGAAGAGGCGCUCCCUCAUGGCUGAGUAAUGGUGUGGGGGGACAGAAAGGUGUGCCUUCACCGGCCCUUCAGGAAUUACUAAUUCGUGAUUCAAGUAUGUUGGAGCUACGACGACAACUGCUACAGGAGCCGUUUGUUGAUAAACAUCCAGGAGGCGUUUCUCUGAAGGAGCUUCCGUUGGGCGAUUCCGCAUCGAUGCUGAGGGAGUUGUUGAGCUGCCGCCGGGCUGCAAUUUCCGAGACGCAUGACACAACAAUGGACUCCAUUGAACGGCUGGAGCAACAAAUCAACGACAUUCUUACACAUGUUGCCGCGGAGUAUACUAACGGGGUGGGAAAGGAGGACAGCACGGAAAAUUUUCUCUUCAUUGACCAAGUGACAUCCUUUAAAAAACCUGCGGUUGCGUCACUGUAUGAAAAAUACCUCGAUGAGGACGUCUCACACAAUGAGCUCUCAGAAAUGAUGCACAGCAUACAUUCUAUUUAUACCCAGUCCCGUUUAACACUCCUUACUUCUCGGAAACUCUCGAAAGAGUUUUUGGACUGGUGGAAGCGGACAUUUAGGUACCCGUUGCGUUACAUACGUGGUUUGAGUACGUCGGAGUCUCAUUUGGAGUACGCCAUCUGGCAGAGCGGGGGUAUUUCUAAGCUGCGCGGGAUCCUUCUUUACUGCUCACAGCUUGGCGCAUGGGAUUUUUCGGACAUCCCACUCAUCACUGUGGGGAACAAUGUAUGCGCAAAGCUGGAGGCAAGCGCUUGUCAUCCGGUGAGGGAGCCGGUUGAAGAAGAAACGGAGCCGAUAAGUCUGCCGGAGCAAAAUGUGGUGUUGGAGCUGAAGUCGUUUGUCUCCUGCAUUUCCGUCAGUCCGUACCACACCGAUCCGGAGUGGCGCCGGCGAGGUGAGAAACAAUUUCAAGACUCACUGGCCUUCAUGAUGGGCCGGUGCUUUUCACCAAAUAUGCUGCAAACAAUAUUUAUUCAUGCCCACCAUGACCAACGCAUCAUUUAUUUCUUUGCGAUGGUGCUUCAACAACAGGGAAAAAUGGACCAUUAUGACGUUGCACCGUGGUUAAGCUGCGGCAGGAAGUUUGGGACCGCCUUUCAACUUUGCGGCAAUCAACUGCUGCAUUUUCAAACCUUCGGUGACGCCUUUUCGUUUCUUCUCUCGCGGCGCUCAUGGGUGGCCAUCGGUGUGUUUCGCCUUUUCCCGGCAUCGGAGGGGCUGCCAGGAUUGCCACGGUACUUCAUCACAAAUCCCCCCUUGAGAAUGCCAUUGCGCCCAGACGACGUCAUUUACGCUCUCUCGGCUUUAUCCAACACACUCAACACGGCGGAUGGCCAAAAACAAAAUUAG
Molecule: messenger RNA, 3456 nt
Organism: Trypanosoma cruzi
Lineage: Eukaryota; Euglenozoa; Kinetoplastea; Trypanosomatida; Trypanosomatidae
Exons: 1
Coding region: 1-3456 (1151 amino acids)
Biological process (GO): potassium ion transport
Cellular component (GO): membrane
Source: RefSeq, a predicted model, not a curated record